Molecule: messenger RNA, 2544 nt
Organism: Lottia gigantea (owl limpet)
Lineage: Eukaryota; Metazoa; Mollusca; Gastropoda; Lottiidae
Exons: 24
Coding region: 1-2544 (847 amino acids)
Biological process (GO): regulation of GTPase activity; intracellular signal transduction
Source: RefSeq, a predicted model, not a curated record
AUGGCAGAAUUAGGUGAAGUAAGAAUUGAGGAGAGUUUACGAGUUAAAAUAGAUAUACACCCCACUAUCAUAAAUCUUAAAGAGACAGGUGAAGCAAAAAAUCUGCCUCCGUAUUCUGUGUCAAACAGUGGUAGAAAUACAUUUUGCUCUAUCAAGCUUGACUCUGAAGAAAUCUAUCGUACCUCAGUUGUUGAAAAAUCAGUAAAUCCAUUUUACAGUCAAGAAUUCCAUGGAGAAAUACCAAAAAAAUUCCGUUAUUUAUCAUUUAUGAUCCAUGACAAUGGCAGCAAAACAGAUAAAAUUAUUGGUAAAGUGACACUGAAAAAAGAAGAAUUAUAUAAAUAUCAUAAUAAAGAACAUUGGUUUCCAUUAACACCUCUUGAUGUUGAUGCUCAAGUUCAGGGUAAAGUACAUUUAGAAAUCCGUUUUGAUGAAAUACUCAGUACAGAUCCUGAAUCGUACUCUUCACAUCGAAUGGCAGUAAGAAUAUUGGAAUGUAGUGAUCUAACAGUUAUCAACGGUUCCUGUAAUCCUUACGCCAUCGUUACAUUAUCUCAUUCAAAACAUAAAGAAGUUAAAAGAACUAUAGUCAAGAAAAAAACAAUCUGUCCAAAUUUUGAAGAAACCUUUUUCUUUGAUUUAGAAAAUAAAGGACAAAACCAUGACAGAAAUCUGUAUAAUUUUGAAGAUGUUUUUAAUGGUUCAUUAACUAUAAGUGUAUUACAUGAUGAUAUUAAAGUAUCACGAGAAGUUUUAGGUAAUAUGUUUCCUGGAACAUUUCUUGGUGAAGUUAAAAUUCCACUACGAGAUCUAGAUAUUAGAAGUAUUCAUAAAGCAUGGUAUUGUCUACAACCAAAGGAAAGCUCAAGGCAAUCACGACCUGAUUUAGGAUCAUUAAGAUUAAAGAUAUCUUAUACAGCAGAUUAUGUCUUCUUAUCACAUUAUUAUGAUGCAUUACGUAAUUUAAUAUUACAUUCUUGUGAGAUACAGCCAACGACAGCUGGUGCAGCUUAUCUACUAGGAGAGAUAGUAGACAAUAGAACUGAGGCAGCUCAAGCUUUAUUAAAAUUAUUUUAUCAUCACGAUAAACUGGUACAAUAUAUUAAAGCAUUAUCAUAUUGGGAGGUGUCUAAAACAGUGGAUCCUAAUACAUUAUUUCGUGGUAAUUCUCUGGUGUCUAAAUUAAUAGAUGAAUUAAUGAAAUUAAUUGGUCUACCUUAUUUACAUAAUACUAUUAAACCUUUAAUAGAUGAAAUAUUUACUGACCAGAAAUCAUGUGAAAUAGAUCCUACAAGAUUAAAAGAAGGAGAGAAUCUCAAUGAUAACAUGGAAAAUUUAAAAUAUUAUGUUGUCAAGUUAAUAGAUGAUAUUACCAGAUCAGGUUUAGUUUGUCCUACUAUUAUGAGAGAGGUGUUUCAUGCUGUAAAGGAGACAGCUGCAUCACUUUAUCCAAAUGUCUCAACCAUUCGUUAUUUAGUUGUCAGUAGUUUUAUAUUUCUAAGAUUUUUUGCUCCAGCCAUUAAGGGUCCAAACCUAUUUCAUAUACGACAAGAUACUCAGGAUUCCACUAUCAAUAGAACACUAACAUUAAUAUCUAAAACUAUACAAGGUUUAGUGAAUAUAGUUAGUGCUAAAAAUGUCUCAUAUGGUUUAAAAGAAGAGUUUAUGGUACCUCUAUUUGAAUCUCUAUCUAAUCCUACACAUGUUGAUAAGGUCAAAAUGUUUUUAGAUAUUGUCUCAAGUAGUUGUGGUACACAUCUUAAAAAUAUUGAAGAUCCUAUCAUUUUAAAAGAGGGAACACUUAUUAAAAGAGCUCAAGGCAGAAAGAAAUUUGGUUUAAAGAAUUUCAAGAAGCGUUACUUUUGUUUGACCAAUCAGUAUUUAUCAUAUUCUAAAACCAAAAAUGAGAAAGCAUUAUGUGUGAUACCUAUAGAAGAGAUAUUAGCUGUAGAGAGACUACAAGAACAAUGUUUCAAAAUGAAUUAUAUGUUUCAAGUUGUGCAGCCUCAGAGAGCGUUGUAUGUACAGGCCAGUAACUGUGUGGAGGAAAAAGAAUGGUUAGAUGUUUUAACUAAAGUAUGUAAUACCAAUAAAAAUAGACUACCUACCUACCACCCGGCUGCUAUGGUCAAUGGUCAUUGGUUAUGUUGUAAAUCAAGUGAUGUGUCAGCAGUAGGGUGCUGUCCUGUAUCUGGAGGUUUACCUGUAACAGAAAUUAAAGUAGCUAUAGACUCCGACAGAGAGGUAGAGAAGAUACAUUCCUUGUUUUUACAGCAUAUGGAGAAACUGGAUGCAUUUCAAGAUGCUUGUGGUUGUCAAGAAGUGUAUACAGGCGAUACCGAACCUAAAUCUGUCUUAGUCAUAGAAGAUACCAAAACUUGUUACGAAACUAUCACUCAAAUACAGAAAUGUGUCAUCAGUUUAGAACAGGAACAUAAACGAUAUUUUAAACUAGUCCAGAGACAAACUGUCAUAGGGUCCAUUGAUACACCAAUAGGUGAAUGUAGUACUCCAGCUAUAUGGGAUUCAUCUGUUCGCUCAUAG